Molecule: messenger RNA, 585 nt
Organism: Prunus armeniaca (apricot)
Lineage: Eukaryota; Viridiplantae; Streptophyta; Magnoliopsida; Rosales; Rosaceae
Source: the annotation of a GenBank genome assembly
AUGGAGGUUUUCAAAGGGCUGCAAUUGUCCACUUAUGGUGAUUUCAUUGAAGCUGCCACAAAUUAUCUUUCAACAUUUGAAAUGCGUCUAUUUGUGUACAUCUGCUGGAGCUUAUGGAAAAAUAGAAACAAGGCGAUUUUUGAAGCUUGUUCUAAAAAAGAAGAGAUGAUUUUUAAUGGAGUAGUUCAUUUGGCUGAGGAAUAUGGAGAUCUGAUGAGAAGAGAAUCUAAUAUAGUUAUUGAAAAGGCUUCCAAAUGGUCUCACCCUCCUGUUGGUAAGUUUAAACUCAAUGUAGAUGCUGCUUAUACUCCUGAUACGGGUGUGGGUGGAAUUGGUGCUGUCAUUAGAAAUGAGAAAGGGGAAGUGAUGGUGGCUACGGCCCUUCCCCUUGACACUGCCACCUCCCCCAAACAUGCCGAGAUCAUGGCACUUCAAUUCAGUUUGAACUUUGCUUGGGAUGCAGGCUUCUCUUCUAUCCUGGUUGAGUCUGAUUCACAAGCAGUGGUUAACAAUUUAAAUACUGAUGAGGAGUCUUUCGCACCAGAAGGGCAUCUCAUUGAUGAUGUCAAGAGGAGUUUGCAAUAG